Molecule: messenger RNA, 4406 nt
Organism: Porites lobata
Lineage: Eukaryota; Metazoa; Cnidaria; Anthozoa; Scleractinia; Poritidae
Source: the annotation of a GenBank genome assembly
AUCAGAUCAACCGACGAAGUUUUCAAGAUGGUAGAGUGGGCCCCUCUUAAAAUUCCGCUGAAAAGGAGAGUUCAGACGUUUUUUGUGAUGUUCCAAGUUUAUAUGUUUCUCUUUGGACACAUCUUCGGAACUUGUCUUCUAUUGUUGUUACUGUUGAAUGCAUACACCCGUAUUUUUGCUGCGCUUUAUAUCGGCUGGGCCUUCAUCUUGAAUUCUCGAACUCCAAGUCGCGGGGGACGUUCCUUUCAGCUGGCAAGAAGGUGUAAGAUGUGGAAAUAUUACUGUGAUUACUUCCCAAUACGUCUGAUAAAAACGGCAGAAUUGGAUCCCACGGAAAACUAUAUUUUUGGCUAUCACCCACAUGGAAUUAUUGGUUUGGGAGCAUUGGGGAACUUCUGUGGGGAGGGAACCGGAUUCUCGGAAAAGUUCCCCGGGAUUUAUCCUCAUCUACUGACGCUCACAGUGAACUUCAAGUUCCCCUUUAGCAGAGAAUAUUGCAUGGCGAUGGGUGUGUGUUCCGUUGAUAAAGAUAGUAUUGAGUACAUUCUAACAAAGAUGGGUCCUGGUCAUUCUGCCGCCAUUGUAAUCGGAGGAGCAGCAGAGUCUUUGGAAGCUCGUCCAGGAAACUUUAAAUUAACCCUGAAAGAUAGGAAAGGUUUUGUCAAACUUGCAUUACGUAAUGGGUUAGUGUGACCGAUUCAAAACCAGGAUCAGAAUUUAUGGGUAAGAUCACUUGGAUCCAGACCUUCAGAUAAGGGGGUGGGCCGGUCAUCCAGACCCUGAGAUGAGGGAGGGAUGGGCGACUCGGUCUCAAAAAAAUGUUUUUUCCGCCCUUCAGGCCUCUCAGUUUGGUCCAAAAAUAAGGGGGGCCCCAGGCCCCUCCCCUAGAUCCGCCACUGCAUGGGGCUAGAAUGGGAUUUAACGCGGGUUCCUAAUUGACAGGGCUGUCAACCCCACACAUCUUCAAAUGUUGAGAAUUGAUGGGGAAGGGGCGAUAGAUGACAUCAUAAUGCAUGGCACAUGACGUCAUUUGUGUUAAAAAAAAAACGUGUGAAAAAGAUGUUCAUUGUUGGAAUCGUGACCUAAUUGGUUUACAUUAUUGCUUAUAUUACAAUGGCAUACCGGAGUUUGUGAGGAAACGUUCGAUGUUAAUACAGUCAACUCCCGUUAUAGCGGACACCCUCGGGACCGCGAUUUGGUGUCCGUAAUAGCGAGAGUCCGUAAUAGCGGGGUGCGAGAAAAUUUUUACUUUAAACCAUAUUUACAGAAAGGGGUCACAUGUGUGUUCAUUUUUAUUAACUCCAGUACCUUUUUCAGACCCGUUGUCGCAAGUAAAGAGCGUCAGAACUUUAUUUACAAACAGUACAGAACUUAACAGAACAGGAGUUACGUACCCUUUGUGUUCAGUAGUUCUUCUAAGUACGUAAAAAACAGUCAUCGUAUGUUGCAGAAAUGCCCACACAUGCAUCGUUUUGGUUUCCUACUGUACUGAAGUACAGUAAACUACAUCUCUAAAAAAAAUAUUUUCAAGGAAAAAAUUAUUUUCAAGGAAAAACCAGGCCUUAAAAGAGAAAAAGAUGAGGGAAUUUUGACUGAUGGACAGAAGAAGCGGAAAUCGACCAAAAAAGACAAAGACAGUCUCAAAAAGCAGAAAAAAUACACUUGAUAUGUGUGCAAAUAUUCCAAGAUGCUGCUCGGUGUCUGCUAUAACGAGAGAGAAAACAAUAAAAUUGUGACGUUGGGACCGAAUAAAGUGUCGGUAAGUCCGAAGUAGCGAGAGUCCGUAAUAGCGGGAUUUGAUUUCAGUCAAACAUCUGUAACUUUCCCCGGGGAUUUUGCUGCGGUCCGUAAUAGCGGGGUGUCCGUAAUAGCGAGGUGUCCGCAAGGGGGGAGUUGACUGUAGUAAAAUAGCUCAAAAAACACAAAACAUUUGAAAUUUCAUUGUCGAAUCUACAAGAAAUGGCAAACUUCGGCAACUUCAAUAAUAUUAUAGACCAGGAGAAACGGUUCAAAACCUGGAGUCUCCCAGAUUAUCCGGGAGAGUUGACAGCUCUGAAUUAUUGAUGCCCCCAUACCUGCCAAUAUCCGGAGUACAAAAAUCUGGAGGCAUCUAGAAAUCUUUCCAUUGUAAGAAUGUUAUUUUCGACAAUGUCUGACUACUCUCCGAAAAUCACCUGAACCCGAAGGCCUUCUGAAUGUUCUCAACGUUGAUAACAGCAUACAAAAACAGCACAAACUUUCUACCAUGUAUUGUGUAAUUUGAUUCGUUGAAUUCUAACCAAUUAUGAUACUCGUUAAACAUAUAUUAAAUUUAUCAAAUUGAUUACGCUAUUUUACGUUUUCCGAUCGAGAAGAGAGCAAAGAAGAGCACUAAAUACAUUUCUUGUUUUAUUUUCUUUUUUAACAUCUCAAAAAUAAUGAAAUAAAAUAAUUAAUUGGAAAAAGAUUUUGAAAAAGGCCACAGUAGGUAUUUCCUGGGAGAUUUGGUCCUCUAACCAGGUGCCUGGGAGAUUUGAUGAAAAACUUGAAGACUCCUCGAAAACUGGGAGAGUUGGCAGGUACGUGCCCUAUGCCAUGAUCCGAGUGAUCUUGGAUCUUGAAUCCUGAUCCAGAUCACUCUAAAGGAACACGCCCUUGAAGACUUUAUAUUUAUUGUUAUGUAUAAGGUGGACAAUUACCUGGUUUAGCUUUGCAUGGUUUGGUAUUGGGGAUGCAUGUUAAGGGAUAUUGGAAUUAUGUUAGAAUUGAGAUAGGGGGUAAAAUGACACAUUUUUUAGUAGGAGUAUCAUGGAGAAAAGAAUAAUUUGUUUCAAUUAUGUAAUGAAUGCAUUUUAUAACAAGACUAGAUGGUGAAAGUGAUGUCACCUUAUUUUUACUCUAGUUGCUCAUCUAGUUACCUACUUGUGUUGCCUGUGAACAAAAGAUUACUUCUGAUUAGCCCUUCUCUCCCCCCUCCAUAUAAGCCCCCCUCCAAAUAUAUUGAAGUGAAUGCCAUUUAUUAUGACAAUUUUAAGUGCAAAACAUGAUUCAUGAUUAGCACUGCUAUACAUUCUUUUAAAGCACUUUUCCUUUAUAUGCAGUGCUAAGUUCCCUUGGAUAUAAGCCUUCCUAAAACCCCUAAGGAAGACAGGGUGUGCAUAUAAGCAGCAGCUAACGUUGGACUGUUGGAAGGGGACAGAUGGCAAAUUGUCGUUGCUGGAAAUAUUGGCAUGUCCUAACUGUUUAUCAAAAAGAUGCUUACAUAUGUGCAAAUGUUCCAUUAAUUUUUUGGCUUCAUUAAAUCCUUAAUAUCAUAUUAAUGUAGAACAUUUUAGAAGGAGCCACCCACAAUGUGAGCACAAUGUAUAAGUGGCAUAGUUUCAGAUCAGCGAAUGCUAAUUACAUCACUUAGUUAUAUAACUGUGCAUUGGUCAUAUUUUCAGUGCAUCUUUAGUUCCUGUAUUUUCCUUUGGAGAAAAUGACUUAUAUGAUCAAGUGAGUAACCCCUCUGGCUCAGCACUGCGUCAUUGGCAAACAAAGGUAAAAGAACUGAUGGGAUUUGCACCUCCACUCUUCCAUGGCCGUGGAGUCUUCCAAUACACUUUUGGAUUGCUUCCAUAUAGAAGACCAAUUCACACUGUCUGUAAGUUAUGUUUAGCUGUUCCUUCUUCAUAAAAAUAUAAUGUUCGUCUUGUAGUAUAAACUCUUGCUAAUCACAUGAAAAAAGGUACAUUAAGCAUUGUUGCUAAUUAUUCCUUAUUUUACUCCUUAUAUAUGAUGUAACUGGUAUGACGAUAUUAAUUUUUAAUGAAUCACAUUGCAUCCAGUCUUUUAUCAUCAGAGCAUGCAGACAUUAGUUUGGGGGAUAAUGAUUGAAAUACUAUUGUUCAAGUAGUAUUUUAAAUACUAUUUUAAAAGCAUUACUCCACAUCCUAUUUUACACAUUCUUAGUCACUUUGACCACAGUGCGAUGUCUGAGAAAAAUGCAUGCCCAAAGUUCAGGUAAAAGCUGUUUUUCUCAAGCUGUACUGAUUGACUGGACAACUUUUAUUGUGUCUUAUAGAUGUCUGCUCUAUUGUAGAGUGCAAAUUAAAAAAAAAUUAAUUUAUAUAUAUAAUUUAGUUUGGUUUCAAACUGAAGCAUUCGUCUAUUUCUCAAUAUUUCUUUUUCUAGUUGGUGCACCCAUCAAUGUUAACAAAGUUAAGAGCCCUACAGCAGAGGAGGUGGAUAAACUUCAUUGUCAGUACAUCACAGCAUUACAAGAUUUGUUUGAUAAACACAAAAGAAAUUAUGGAAUUGAUGAAGACAAGUGUUUGAUCAUCUGUUGAUGGAAGGAAGCUUGUUGUACCAUAAUUGUUUAGAGCAAUAUUGAUCACUAUUUAAGAUUAACAGAAUUAACAUUUUUUUUUCUUGUUUUAGGACAGGGG